This is a messenger RNA of Metarhizium album ARSEF 1941, 3258 nucleotides long. RefSeq names its product sulfate transporter family protein. Lineage: Eukaryota; Fungi; Ascomycota; Sordariomycetes; Hypocreales; Clavicipitaceae. The record is from RefSeq and is a predicted model, not a curated record. Gene Ontology annotation, cellular component: membrane. The transcript has 5 exons. The coding region runs from base 1 to 3258 and encodes 1085 amino acids.
AUGUCUUCUUCCAUUAUCAGUUUCUCGCCCUGGAGGAGCAGGUCCUCUAGCCUCUCCUCGCAGCCAACCCGCCGACAGUCCUCUCAUGACGACGUGGCAGAAGCCGCAACCGCCCGUGACGACUCCGCCCAACGCUUGUCGUCCUCUGUCGGAUCUCCAAAGGCCUGUCGGGAACCAAUCCGAUCCUAUCUUCAUGCUUCGGUUCGAGGACAACUGGCUCCCGUCGACAGCAGCCAGAAUGCACGAACUGUUCGUGAAGACACUGCCGAACUCGCUAGCUACUUGUUGUCCGAUGGCACCACUCCUAGAAUCCCAUCAUUCUUGCAGCGGAGCAAAGUGUCGGCGCAGGAUCUCUUGUCACCGGCCCAGGAUGCACACAAGCGAGCCGAAGACGAGGCCACGGCGUCUGCCACCAUCCUGGAAGUAUCAGAACCAACCUCUCCGGAAGAGCGAAGCGCAGACGCUGCGGCGGUCACUACGAUUGAAGAUACGGGACCUUCGGUGCUGUCUAAUCUUCUGAAGAGGUUGCCAUCACGCUCUGCGGCCGUUGACGCUCCCAAUUCAACCGAGCAGCCACCCGUCGAGCCGAGACAACGAUGGAAACCUUCCCAAGAGGAGCAAGACCAGCCCAGGCCGUCUGAGCAAACUCCCAUUGCCACCGAGCAGACGCCUCUUUUAGGUCACGUAUCGGACGAAAGCGAUGAUAUCGGCGACCUCGAGGGACAAAAGGACAAGUCAAGGAGGUGGUACGCCGGAUUUGUCGAGAAGCGCCAGAAAAUCGAGGGCCACGUGUCCCACGCAGUCAAGGUAGCAGUGAACCCGCGUCGAUGGGAUCGCAAAGCAUUGUGGCAUAACAUGGUUGUGGAACCUGCCUCAUGCGUUCCGGCUGUUACCGUUGGGCUCUUGCUCAAUAUCCUGGAUGCCUUAUCCUACGGAAUGAUUUUGUUUCCCCUCGGGAAGGAGUUAUUUUCGCAUCUGGGCUCUGCGGGCAUCUCCGUUUACUACGUCAGCACCAUCGUGGCUCAAGUCACCUUCUCGUCUGGCAGCAUUUUCAGAGGUGCUGUUGGGUCUGAACUGAUCGAAGUUGUUCCCUUCUUUCACAACAUGGCGCAAAGGAUUAUGGACAAUAUAGGCGAAGACAAGCCGGACGCCGUCAUAGCCACCACCAUUGUUGCGUACGCCGCGAGCUCCAUCAUGACCGGCUUGGUCUUUUAUCUCAUGGGUAAAUUCAAGUUUGGCUACAUGGUGGGUUUCAUUCCCAGGCACAUCCUCAUCGGCUGUAUCGGCGGUGUUGGCUGGUUCCUGGUUGCCACUGGAUUCGAGGUCUCGGCUCGUUUGAACGGUAUCGAGUACAACCUGGAUACUCUGAACAAGCUGACACAGACCGACACCCUCCUCCUAUGGAUCAUUCCACUCGUCUUGGCUAUUUUCCUGUUCUACGGACAGUCAAGGAUUCGAUCCAAGUACUUCCUACCGCUUUUCAUUCUAGCCAUUCCACUGAUAUUCUACAUCCUCGUCUUGUCCAUUAACGCUUUGGAGACGGACGCCUUGCGUGACAAGGGGUGGAUAUUCGAGGGCCCGCCAGCAGGUGAGCCGUGGUGGUACUUUUACACGCUGUAUCAGUUCAAUUUGGUCCAAUGGGAUGCUAUCCUCGAGGUUGUGCCUGCAAUGAUGGCCUUGACCUUUUUUGGUAUCCUCCACGUCCCCAUCAAUGUACCCGCAUUAGCUUUGAACACGGGAGAGGACAACGCAGAUCUUGACAAGGAGCUCAAACUUCACGGCUACUCCAACAUCUUGUCUGGGUGUAUGGGUAGCAUCCAGAACUACCUUGUCUAUGCCAACACCAUAUUCUUUGUACGUUCUGGCGGAGACAGCAGGCUUGCAGGUUUCAUGUUGGCCGCCGCCACGUUCGGCGUCAUGAUGAUUGGGCCAUCACUGAUUGAGUUCAUCCCAGUCAUGAUGGUGGCAACCCUCAUCUUUGACCUGGGAUUCGAACUUCUCCUGGAAGCAAUCUGGCUUCCGCGCAAAAAGCUCAAAGUUGCCGAGUACUUGACCGUCAUUGUCAUAGUCCUCGUCAUGGGCAUUCACGACUUUGUAGUCGGUAUUGGAGUCGGAAUCCUGCUGGCUUUUGUUUCGCUGAUUAUUCAAACCUCUCGGGUCUCAGCUGUCCGGGGAACAUAUGACGGUGGAAUCGUCAGCUCGACAGUUCGACGCAACCCGGCACAACACCACUAUCUACACCAGGUUGGCCAGCAGAUUUACAUCAUGAAACUGACCGGAUACCUCUUCUUCGGAACCAUUGUCAGUGUUGAGGAAAACAUUCGAGCGCUGCUGGACGAUCACGCCUUCUCGAAAAAGCCCAUAAAGUUCCUCAUCUUAGACCUGUGGCACGUCACCGGACUGGACUACUCUGCUGGCGAAGCCUUCAACACAAUCAGCCGCCUCCUGGAUAAGAAGGGCGUCCUUUUUGUGCUCAGCGGUGUCGAUGCAGAGAGCCAGCUAGGGCGGAAUCUGCGAGCUGUCGGUCUGGACAACGACAAAAUCGAAGUCAACAUGCUCCCCAACCUAAACUCGGCACUGGAAAGCUGCGAAAACGAACUCCUCAAGACUCUGUACGCCAGACAAGAAGAGCUCAACUCGGCCAAGCGAAAUGCCACGCCGAGUCUCGACGUCCCAACCGUGGCAAACUCGUCAUCACUGUCAUCUUUCGGCCAGCCAUUCAACUCACCGCGACAAUCACAUCUCGUCGAGGCCGCCCGCGAGGCCCUGACGAGGGUCGACAUACCCCACCCUUCCAAAUGGCAAAGCUUCAACGAGCCGCUCCGUCUGAUGCUCCAGAUAUUCCAAAGCUUGAGUGGCAAGAACGAGGACUUUUGGUUCCAAGCAACAUGCUACUUCCAGAGAAAAGAGUACCCCGCAGGAACAAUCCUAUUUCGCCGCGGUGAGAAGGCAACCGGCUUCUUUCUUGUAGAGAGGGGCAUCAUCCGCGCCGAGUAUGACCUGCCGCAGGGCUGGCUUUGCGAAAGCAUAGUCGCCGGCACGACGUGCGGCGAGCUGCCAUUCUUCUCGGAGACGGAACGCACGGCGACGGCAUUGGUGGAGAGGGACUGUGUGGUGUGGCAGAUGGAUUGCAAGUCCUGGCGAAGACUGCAGAAAGAUCAGCCGGGCAUUGCAAGGGAGUUUUUGAGGAUAUCGUUGAAACUGACGAGCGAGAGAAUGAGUUCUAUCACGUCGUAUAUUUUGACCACGGCGGGGUGA